This is a messenger RNA of Syngnathus typhle (broad-nosed pipefish), 1025 nucleotides long. It is a transcript of the gene hsbp1b, whose product is annotated as heat shock factor binding protein 1b. The coding region runs from base 149 to 385 and encodes 78 amino acids. Gene Ontology annotation, cellular component: nucleus; cytosol. Gene Ontology annotation, molecular function: transcription corepressor activity. NCBI's taxonomy places the organism in Eukaryota, Metazoa, Chordata, Actinopteri, Syngnathiformes, Syngnathidae. The transcript has 4 exons. The record is from RefSeq and is a predicted model, not a curated record. Gene Ontology annotation, biological process: cellular heat acclimation.
GAUUUCAUUUUCUCGAGCGGAACAGCUGACUACGCAGUGGCUUGUGCAAACGGAUUGCUAGCCAAUAUCCAUUCCGAGCAGGACAAGAUCAUUUUGUGUAAAUUACGAACUGACCUUUAGGGUUUUAGAUAUUUAUUCCCAACUGUCAAUGGCCGAGACGGAUCCCAAGUCCGUUCAGGACUUUACAAACGUGGUCCAAACUUUGCUGCAACAAAUGCAAGACAAGUUCCAGACCAUGUCGGACCAAAUCAUCGGAAGGAUUGAUGAGAUGAGCACGCGGAUUGAUGACUUGGAGAAGAACAUUGCUGACCUGAUGACACAGGCGGGUGUAGAAGAAAAUGGGGCCAUACCAGAAAAGCCGAAAGAAGGUCAAGGCUCCUCAUGAAACUCCAGAGACCAUACGCUGCAUUCUAGGUACUGGAGCAGCGGAAUUCCAGUCCUGAUAAUGACAUUGACUUGUGUGAUGUUUUUUUUAUAUACAUAUAUUGACUAUUAUGAGAAAUGUUUGUGGUGAAAUAAAGACAAAUAGAACGUUAUUUGUAAGCUAGAAUAGUGUGUUCUGCCUGUUAAAAUUUUAGUUCUGCAAAGAUACAAAUUAAUGCAGUUUGUGCACUGACAGGGAUGUUGUCCUAUAUUGUAAUCGAUUCUUGUGAAAUGAAAUGCUGGCUGAUGGGAGUUACUGUUGUCCAGCCCUGUCAUGAUGACAUCACACUGUGGGCUGAUAGAUUUCAAGAACUGCCUUUCAAAGACAGGAAAAUUAACAUCCGAUGCUUGCAUUAUUUGACAGCCACUGUUCAUCAGCGGUGAGAUGCAUUCCGUCUUAACAGGUUUUCUUCUAUUAAAUAUAUUGACUAAAAUGCUGUUGAAUUGCAUAGUAUAUAUUUGGUGCUAGGUGCUUUUAAAUAUACUAAUCAGGAGGUGCUUUUUGUAAACAACCAUUUUACAAUCCAAUCGAUACAUGUUCACUCUGUUUAAUAUUUAAUCCAAAUAAACUGUGUUCAACUGAAACACACUUGGCACUUGAA